Kalmanozyma brasiliensis GHG001 is the source of this 2388-nucleotide messenger RNA. RefSeq names its product Peptidase S9A, N-terminal domain protein. Gene Ontology annotation, cellular component: cytosol. Gene Ontology annotation, molecular function: oligopeptidase activity; serine-type endopeptidase activity. Gene Ontology annotation, biological process: proteolysis. The record is from RefSeq and is a predicted model, not a curated record. NCBI's taxonomy places the organism in Eukaryota, Fungi, Basidiomycota, Ustilaginomycetes, Ustilaginales. The transcript has a single exon. Bases 1 to 2388 code for a protein of 795 amino acids.
AUGUCUUCGCAGAAUGCUCCUGGCUGGACUACUCAGCCCAAUCCGUACCCACAGGCUCGUCGCGACGACAAGGCGUCCCUCACCUACAAGUCGGCCGCCAAGGGCUCCGUGUCUGUCCCAGAACCCUACAUCUGGCUCGAGCAGCCUCCCUCUCAGUCGCAAGAGACCAAGGACUGGGUGCAUGCUCAGGCUGAGGUCACCAAGAAAUACAUCGACGGCUGUCAACCCGAUCUGGACAUUCUCAAGUCUCGCAUCGAAAAGAACUUUGACUUUGCCCGCUUUUCCUGUCCUUCGCUCAAGGGCGACGGCAAUUACUAUUACAGCUUCAACUCGGGUCUCUCUCCGCAGUCGCUUAUCUACACUGCCAGCAAGCAGCAAGUGGACGCAAAUGCAGGCAAGAACGAGCGAGACCCUAUCGGAGACAUCUUUUUCGACUCCAACCUGCUCAGUGCAGAUGGCACCGUAGCACUCAGCUUCACCACUUUCUCGCACUCGGGCAAACACAUGGCCUACGGUAUCAGCAAGAGCGGCAGUGACUGGACCGAGAUCUUUGUCCGCGAGACGGCAAAGCCUUUCAAGCUGGAUGACAAGCACUACAACGCAAAUGGCACUAUCAAGCUGUCCAAGGACGAGCUUGCCAAGUACGUCGAUGCUACCGGUGGCAAGGACCGCCUCGAGGACAAGCUCGAGAACGUCAAGUUCUCGGGCGCUGCUUUCACCCACGACGACAAGGGUCUCUUCUACCAGACCUACCCUUCCGCUUCCGUUUCCGACAAGGGUACCGAGACAGACGCCAACAAAGACGCUCAGCUCUGGUAUCACCGCAUCGGUACGUCUCAGCCUGAAGACGUGCUUGUCGUUAGCAAGGAUCUCAAGGUGCCCGAGUCGAUGUGGUCUACCAACGUCACGCACGAUGGCAACUUCCUCAUGCUGUACAACAGCAAGGACACCGACACCAAAGAGCGCGUCUACGUGCUGCCUUUGCAGGACCAGGGCCUGGCAGCCGCCGGCCAGCUCAAGUGGAUCCCACUCGCCCUCUCGUUCAAGUACGUGCUCAACUACGUGACCAACAAGGGCAACCGCUUCUACUUUAUGACCAACAAGGACGCUCCCAACUACCGCCUCGUCUCGGUCGACAUCGAUCCCGCCAAAGCUCAGCAGACAAAUAACGUGUGGGAGCUUACCGGCGAGGACGCUCCGCUCACGGAUGUGAUCGCCGAGGAGAAGGACGCCCUGCUUUCAUCUGUCCAGGUGAUCGACCAAAACAAGCUGCUGGUCGUCUACUCGCGCGAUGUCAAGAGCGAACUGUACCAGUACGAGCUCGAGUCGGGCAAGCAAGUCGAGAGGCUGCUGCCAGACCUUGUUGGGACCAUCGAGCAGAUCGCAGCACGACACAGCGACGACCAUGCCUUUGUCAAGUUUGGCUCCUUCGUCAACCCCGGCCAGGUCGUGCGACUGGACUGGGAGGCCAACUCUGCGCCCAGCGCGACCAAGGCCAAGCAGACCGCCUACUACGAUACGCAGGUGGAGGGCAUCAAGGCAGAGGACUUUGUCUCAGAGCAAGUGUUCAUCACUUCCAAGGACGGCACUCGCGUACCUAUGUUCGUGACCCAUCCCAAAACGGCGCAGAAAGACGGCACCUCGCCCGCCAUCCUCUACUUCUACGGUGGCUUCAACAUCCCCAUCACACCCGUCUUUUCGCCCUCGAUGAUGUCGUGGAUCUCCGCGUACAACGGUGUUCUUGCGUUCGUCAACUGCCGCGGUGGUGGCGAGUACGGUGACAAGUGGCACGAAGCAGGCACGCUUCUGAAUAAGCAAAAUGUCUUCGACGACGCGCUCUCUGCAGCUAGGUACCUGCACGAGAGCGGCUACGCGGCCAAGGGCAAGAUCAUCCUCUCUGGCGGUUCCAACGGCGGACUCGGUGUCGCAGCGUGCAUCAACCAGCAACUCCCCGAACACGGUAUCGGCGCGGGCAUCGCCGACGUCGGCGUCAUGGACAUGCUCAAGUUCCACACGUGGACCAUCGGCAAGGCGUGGUGCGCCGACUACGGCAACCCCUCGGAGGACCCAGAGAUCUUUGAUUACGUCUAUAAGUACUCGCCGCUGCACAAUGUCGACCCGAACAAGGUGUACCCGACGACGGUGCUGGCCUGCGCGGACCACGACGACAGAGUCGUGCCAGCCCACUCGUUCAAGCUGAUGGCCGAGAUGCAACACAAGUUGGCGAACAACCCAAACCCACUGCUGUUGAGGGUCGAGAUCGAUGCGGGUCACGGAGCGGGCAAGAGCACGCAGAAGAGGAUCCAGGAGGCGGCAGAGAAGUACGCGAUCGUGGGUAGGGCGUUGGGGCUCAAGAUUCGCGAAGACGGGAGCAGUAGCCGGCUGUAG